Funneliformis geosporum is the source of this 1848-nucleotide messenger RNA. Lineage: Eukaryota; Fungi; Glomeromycota; Glomeromycetes; Glomerales; Glomeraceae. The record is from the annotation of a GenBank genome assembly.
ACGACUAAGGCCUAUAAGGAAGGAUCCAAAAAAAAGAGGAGCCUUAUCGGUGAACAAUAUUAUGCCGAAUUUUCAACCGAAUUUUGGAAGGAUCCUGGAGCACAACAGCAUCCCAAUGCAGUAACACCAUCAACAUCAUCUAACACGCCGAGUAGAAGACAACCAUCAAGAAUUCCUCGAGCGAUUCCUUCUCCUAAUAGAUCGCGUCCAACAACACCCUCUCUAUCAAGACCACCUUCUUCUGGUUCUAGACCCGUGACGCCCUCAUUUUCUCAGAGCGCUGAAACGAUUAAUAUUUAUAUUAAUUAUAAUGAGCCGGAUCAAGAUAUACUAGGUCGAAAACAUGUUAUACCAGAUAAAAAACCUAUCCCGGUACAAAGACACGAUCAUAUUACACAUCAACCUAUUGAUAUAGCAAAUAUCAUAACUAACAUUCUUGGCCCACCUUCCAGCAUCCGACGACCAGAUUUCUUGAAAAUACCUGAACAUCCUCGAGGAUUAGAACUUGACAUCUACUAUCCACAGUAUGGAUUUGCUAUAGAGUCUUCUAUUAUGGCUCAAACAGCAGGUCAAUUACUAGGUCAAACCGUUCCAGUUUGCCAAUGGACCCCGCAAAAUAUACCUAAUACAACUUCAACAUUGUCUGCUCACCCAAAGUUUCCAAACAACGUGAGGGAAUGGAUCGGAUUCUUUCGAGCUGUUAGACUAAAUAAUCUUCCUCCUGGACAAUUCCCCAUACACGCAACUAGUGCAGUACCUCUCAGAAUCGAAGACGAGGCAAAAACUCGUUUACAUACUAACGUAUUAUUUCCUGUCGAAUCGUUAUUUCCACAAGGAUCAUCAUUCAUUGCAACACCUAUCGGAUUCUUGGGUGCUUCUGACUUUGUUUUAUGCGAUAAUAAUUUCACAGUGGCCAAGAUGCCGGUGGAAAUGAAAACGCGCCACAAUCUUGAUUUACGCGGUUAUAAUUUCUGGCAAAUUUAUCGAUAUAACGACCGGCGUGGAAUAAUGAAUCAAAGAUUUGGAGACCCAAGAUUUGAUCAAAAUUUUAAAUUCAAAAAACGUAUCCUAUCGCAGAUAUUUGGUCAAAUGGCCUGUAAUGGCCUCCAUUAUGCCAUUUUAUCAAAUUAUAGCGAUACAUAUUUUCUCAAGCGAGAAGAAGCAAAUCAAACCGCCCUUUAUAUUUCCCGUGUUGUUCAAACCAAUGAUGUUAAUCCGACUUUACGCGAAUGCGUUUACUAUAUCAGCCAACUUGCCAUUAAUGAUAAUGUUGGUAAUAUAUUGGGAAGUGUAGAACUUGACAAUUAUUCAUCUAAUGAUGACUCUGAUGACUCUAGGAAGAGGAAGAGAAAAUCAAAAAGCAGUAGUAUACCAAUUGCGAGUUCAUCCAAGGGAAUUACUACUGUAGAUAAGUACAUAGGUGGCGGAUCAUUUGGAAAAGUUUUUUCUGGAUAUUAUGAUAAUCAAAAUGUAGCAUGGAAGACUUGUGAUGCAUAUAAGGAGCAAGAGCAGAUGAAAACGCUAAAACAUGAAGCUCAUAUAUAUUCUAUUUUGAAAGAAUGUCAAGGUCGUGAUAUUCCACGUUUGUUCUACAACGGUUACAUUUAUGACGGAUAUCUUUUUGCGUUAGCGUUACAAUUAAUUGAGGGCGCCUAUCACGUUGAUCCGGAAAGACUCACUAAAGAGGAAAAAAAGUUAAUCGUCAAUCAGCUAAAGUCAAUACAUAAUUGUGGCGUCUUACACAAUGAUAUCUCAGAGCAAAAUAUUCUAUAUGAACCAAAGAGUCGCCAUUACUUUUUUAUUGAUUUUGGCUUGAGUGAGGUCGACUAUACCGCAUUAUCACACUAG